AUGCAGCCCACUCUUAACGCAAACACCCACCUUCCCAACGCGCGCCUCGUCACCACCGGCCACACCAAGGACGGCACCUCCGUCUUCACGCACGAUGCCGCGCUGACGCCCUUCACGCCCUUCGGCCCCGCCGCGAGCCACUUCACGUCCUUCCACGCGUCGCCCAGCGUCCCCGCGUCCAACACCGCGCGCUUCCCGGAGCUCAGCACCGCGCUCCCGCGCUGCCCGCCCACGGGCGUGCUCUUCUGCAUCACGGACAUCCUGCCCGGCGGGCGCGCUCCGAUGCACCGCACGCAGACCAUCGACUACGCCGUCGUGAUCGAGGGCGAGAUCGUUCUCGCCCUGGAUAACGGCGAGGAGAAGACGGUGAGGAAGGGCGAGUUUAUGGUGCAGCGGGGUGCGAAUCACGCGUGGUUUAACCGCGGGGAGCAGACCUGCAGGAUCGCGGUUGUGAUGGUCGGCGCGGAGAAGAUCACCCUCGAGGACGGAAGGGUGCUGGAGGAGACGGUCUUUGGACCACCAAAGAAGGCUUGA
Mycena citricolor is the source of this 534-nucleotide messenger RNA. NCBI's taxonomy places the organism in Eukaryota, Fungi, Basidiomycota, Agaricomycetes, Agaricales, Mycenaceae. The record is from the annotation of a GenBank genome assembly.